UCAAUAUCAAGUUCAAGGCCGCCUUUAACUAUCUUGAAUCCAGCAUCCUCAUCAUUGCAGGUGUGCAGUGUAGGGGAGCGUGAGCACCUGCCAGGCCGCUCACAGUGAUAGAGCCCUCAAGAAGACUAAGAAGCUGUGUUGCCGAGGACCACGUCUGGCUCCAGCAGCUCAGAUGAGGAGGCGUCACGGUUCAGGGAGGCGUGUGACCUCACCCUGUGGAGGACGGCCGCGCAGGGAGCCGCCAAGAAUGAAAUCUGCAGAGCGGAGGCAUCUGAUGAGAAGCCCCAGCCAAGGCGACCAGAGGCAGGCCUUCAUGCUGCUGGAGAAGAUGCGCACAACCCUUGCCGGGGCGCAGGGCAAGGCAGGGUGUGUGGGGCUGAGGCACAAGGAUGGCCAUGGCCCCGGCAUACAGGGCAGGCCAUCGUCAGGCAGGGCAGAGGCCAGCACAGCGAGGGUGGCCACGGCUGCCCCAUCCACACUCUCCCUUCCUGGCCAAGCAGCUCACCUCAAGACUGGACGGGAGAGGCUGAAGGCGCAGUGCAGGGGUGUGGUGGUGCCCUCAGAGUGGAUUCUGUCCGGGCAGGCGGUGCACCCCAGGCCACACCCCAAGAACGUCAGGUAUUUGGAGGAGUACAAGUUGAAGGACCGGUGCGCUGACGGAACCAUUGUAGCCGUGCCGUGCUCCCUGCCAGACAACACCAACACCAACACCACUGCAGGGAAAAAGAAGAAAAAGAAAUGUGUGGUGUGUGUGUCUCAGGCUGGGAAGGAAGACGCCACAUUAUCACACCAGGAGGAAUCACUCAGUAGCCUUCAGAACGGUGGUGUCAGUGAGGGUUCAAGGACAAAGAGGAGAGGUGUGGUGUGUGUGUCUCAGGCUGGGAAGGAAGACCCCACAUUACCACACCAGGAGGAAACACACACUGGCCUUCAGAUGGUGGUGUCAGUGAAGGUUCAAGGACAAAGAGAAGGAGAGGUGUGGUGUGUGUGUGUCUCAGGCUGGGAAGGAAGACCCCACAUUACCACACCAGGAGGAAACACACACUAG
This is a messenger RNA of Eriocheir sinensis (Chinese mitten crab), 1048 nucleotides long. RefSeq lists its product as uncharacterized. Lineage: Eukaryota; Metazoa; Arthropoda; Malacostraca; Decapoda; Varunidae. The transcript is spliced from 5 exons. Bases 173 to 1048 code for a protein of 291 amino acids. The record is from RefSeq and is a predicted model, not a curated record.